This is a messenger RNA of Suillus plorans, 516 nucleotides long. RefSeq lists its product as uncharacterized. The transcript has a single exon. The record is from RefSeq and is a predicted model, not a curated record. The annotation marks the transcript as partial. NCBI's taxonomy places the organism in Eukaryota, Fungi, Basidiomycota, Agaricomycetes, Boletales, Suillaceae.
GAAGUCUCUGCCGCCUUGAAGGGCGAUAGCGGCAUGUCAUCGAUUAUAGAUAUGCAGCGUCCGGCUCUCUUGUCAUCGGCUGCCCUUUGGGUCAUGCACCCACAACUUUACAGGGCAUUAAUGUCCACUCACGUAGCACUCGGGCAUUGGGCGGCAGUGCAUGGUGAAGAUCAGAUGUACCGAUGUCUCCAGCAUUGCGUGUCAGCAUAUUCCGGCGCUUCCAUCGUUUGCAACAGGCAAUCACCCGGUCAUUGUGAUCCCAAAUGUCCUCCAGAGGGAUUUGACAUUCUUACUUGCAUAGGAAGCUAUAAACAUGUGGUGAUGAAUUUGACAAACUUGGGUAUCGAUUUGUUGUAUAAUCUGGGAGUCAUGGUCAGUUAUUCUGGCCGGCUUGUGAGGCACAGUGUCCAGGUGGGGGAUGGUGACCGAAUUGUGUGGGCAUGGUUUAUGCGGGACAGCGUGCACAACUAUGCUGGAACCCCACAUACAGAGUUUGCAAAAUACAGCCUGGCCGAC